AUGCUGGUGGGUGUGAGCAUGCUAGUCUGGGGUAAGGUUGUGAACAUGCUGGGCCAGGGUAUGGGAAAGGAGUAUCAGGAAAGGGAACAGUAGUUCAUGGAAGACAAAAAAAGGAAGAAAGAAGACAAAAGGAAAAGAGAAGCCUCUCAGAAGGUUGCAGAGCAAAAAAACAAAGUGCCAGAAUUGACCAAGCCCUCGUCCACCCAGUCUCCUGCCGCCCCCAGCUCUGCUUCCCCCAGCCCUGGACCCACCCCCUCGGCGUCCCCCUCCCCUGCCACCGCGGCUGCAGGCGUCGCCCCCCCCCAGGGUGGGAACAAUGCGAAGCGGCCGGCGGUGGCCAACGGACAGCCCCCCGCAGCAGGCACCCAGGCCUCCCAGCGCUACAUGCCCCGUGAAGUGCCCCCGCGAUUCCGCUGCCAGCAAGACCACAAAGUGCUACUGAAGAGGGGCCAGCCGCCGCUGUCCUCCAUGCUACUGGGGGGAGGCACCGGACCAGGGGGAGGAGGGGGAGACUGCCCCAAUGCAACCAUGGCUGCUGCCUCAGAUUCUAGUCCAGGCUAUGUGGGUCCAGCUGCACCCUCACUGCCCCUCACCUCCUCCUCCUCAUCAAUCGCUGCUUCUUCUACUACUUCUUCCAAUUAUGCAAAUUCCACGUGGGGGGUUGGCUCUGGCAGCCUGCCCUCCUCUCAGGGCAGGGAGAAGGUCAUCGUGGACGGCUCAGACCUGGAGGAAUGGCCUAGCAUUGCCGUUGGCGACGGGAAUGGAGCAGGAGGAGGUGAAGCUUCGGGGACAGGAAGUGGUAGUGCUUCGUCUGGUGAGGGCGGUGGUGGAGUGCCGAACAGCAGUGCCUCGCAGAAAGGUGGCGAUCCUGGCAGUCCCCCAUCACCCACUUCCUCGUUCUCAAUGCCCAAUGAAUGUAUGCUGUCCGUCAGUGUGGUGUGGGGAGCUGCUGCCUCACAGGGUCCUCCAGGGGCAUCAGUGCCCUCCAUUUCCAAAGCCUCCCCUCUGCCAAUGGGCCCUGAUGGAUCCCUUGGUGGCAGUGGGGUGAUCCCUGGUGCCAACUUCAACCCAAAUGCCAACCCUUCCGCCUGGCCUGCUCUGGUGCAGCAGGAUGGGGCUGGGGUAGCUUCCUCUGAGGGUGCCCCCCCCCCUUCCCUUCUCCAGAGCCUGGCUGGGUCUCUGUCUGGCCUGGGGAACCCACCUCUAGCUGUGAAUCAAUCCGCUCAUCAGCAACAACUUCACCAAAUGCAAUCCAGAGACAGAGCGCACACGUCGGAUGGGGGUUGGGGUGGAGCGGUACUGGAGACCGGAGCAGGACCAAAAAAACGAGGGGACAGGGGUGGGAGCCGAUACAGACUGUGGGGGAGGAGGCAAUGGUGGAGAGAACCUCGCUGCCUCCCAAACCUCAUCCUCCUCUUGGGGAGGCCAGGGGAGCUGCUGAGGGUGGUGGAGGCUCGGGGUGGAAGUACAGCGCUCAGGGGGGUAAUGGAGGGAAAUCCUGGGGUGCUGGAAGUGGGGGUAGCACUCAAACCCCCGGGGUAUCUCAGGGAGGGGGUGCAGGAGGAGAGCGAGGUUCUUCAGUUGGAGACUGGGGAAGUAAUUCAGGUGGGAUGGGUGGAGGUGGAAAUCCAGGAGGGGAGGCUGGUGGUGUCGGAGGCCGCAGCAGUAGCAGCAGCAGCAAUGCUCAGCCGCAGUGACCUGGACCCACGCGUCCUCUCCAACACAGGCUGGGGCCAGACCCAGAUCAGACAGAAUGUGGCCUGGGACCUAGAACCAGGAAAAGGAGGGUCUGGGUCGUCUGCUUCAUCCCAAAACGCUUCACCUCCCAUGGGGCCAUCUUCUCAAUACUCCACUGGCUCUGCUACAACUACUGAUCCAAUGGCUCCUACCCCUCUCCCUGGCUCAGCUCCCAACCUGAACUCCAACCCUUCACUUGGGACCCCUGGUGGCUCCGGGGAGGGCUGGGAGGUUGGUAACAACGGCAGCUGUAGUGGCAGUAACUCCAUGCCCAACCAAGGGCCACCUCCCCUAGGCUCCAACAUGAGAAACCCUCCUGGCGUCACUCAAUCUGGGUCAAUGACCACUGGAGCAGAGGUUGGUACGUGGGGUAGCUGGGAUGAGGGGGCCCCGAGGAGAUCCUGGGGGGCAGGAGGUACGGGUGGGGGGGGCGGAGGAGGGGUGGGGGGGGACAUGGGAUGCACCAAACCCCACCAGGGGCGUUGGGGUGGAGGUGGGAAGAUGCACCCGUCACCGAUGCCAAACAGCCAGACGGCUUCUGUGAAAGGUGCCAUGGCACCGCAGCAACAUUCGCAGCCCCCACCGCAACAAACGCUGGAACCGGGAGGAGGAGGAGGAGGGGGCUGGGUGAGACAACCGGGUGCUCAGCACCAGAACCAAAGCAGUUCGGGCUGGAUUGCCGGACCCAUCCCCAGUGGCCCUGGGGGAGGGGAAGGACCAGAGUCCAGCGGGUGGGAGGAACCUUCACCGCAAUUCAUUAGCCGGAAGAUGGACAUUGACGAUGGGACAUCGGCUUGGGGAGACCCCAGCCAGUUUAAUAAGAAGACUGUCAACCUGUGGGAGAAGAAUGGCUCUCCUGCUGGUCAUCAGCCGGAAAUGCAGGGCCAGGGAGCAGGACCACCGACCCAACAGCAGCAGGGGCUACCAGCUCUACAGCAGCCUGGACCUGGGAGGCAGCCCACUGGGAUGGGUGGCAGGGACAUCAACCCUGGGCCUGGAAGGCAGCCAACUGGGAUGGGAGGCAGGGACAUCAACCCUGGGCCUGGGAGGCAGCCCACUGGGAUGGGAGGCAGGGACAUCAACCCUGGGAAAGCUCCAGGGAUGGCUCCAUCGUCCGGCUGGGACGGUGGCUCUCCCUCGGACCCCCCAGUGGACAACGGCACUGCAGCCUGGGGGAAACCUACUGAGACCCCCACCGGCUGGGAAGACCCUGGGAAGACCACCUCUGGCUGGGGAAACCCCUCACCCAACCCCAUCAAAUCUGCAGGUUCAAAGUCUAUGCAAGAAGGAAGCUGGGGUGAGGGCGACCAGGGCUCUGUGGCGGCCUCUCGUCACUCCAGCUGGGAGGAAGAGGAGGAGGGAGGUGGAGGGGUGUGGAGCAGCGCUGGAUCCCAGGGUAGCAGCUCUUCCUACAACAGUGGGGGCUGGGGCCAAGGUCACGGGGGCAAGAAGCCCAACAAGGCUCCACUGAAGAGUGGAGGAGGAGACUCCUGGAUGAACCCCAUGAAUAAACAGUUCUCCAACAUGGGGCUCCUGGGUGAUGAUCCUAGUGGGCGACCUCUGGACCUGGCCCCUGGUCCUUCUCAGGAUAAGAAAAUGGAGGGAGAGAAGCGAGGGAUGGGCCUGAAUGACUACAAUGGAGAGAUGCGUAAAGGAGGGCAGAGAGGAGUGGGAGGAGGAGGCAUGGUCUACCGUUCACCUGGUUCCAAAGAGAUUGGGCCUGGCGACCCUGGGCCUUGUUAUGACAAGCAGCCCUUGCCGUUCACCAAUCAGGAUGGGUGCCUUGGGGAGGAGUACUCUCCACCCACUGUCUACAAACCCUCCCCCCUCUACAGCCACACUAUCCCCCCUAGACAAGGUGGUCAUAACAUGUUUGGCGGCUGCGGUGGUGGGAUGCCCCAGUCCAGACACCAGCCCGGUGUGCCACCCAUCAACACGUCCGCUGGGAUACGAGCGCAAGUGCCUCAUCAGUACCUGUCGCCUCAGGUGCCAGGUUCCAUGCUGAAGCAGGUGGCACCUCCCAGUGCCGGCAUGGGUGGAGUCGGGGGUGUGAGUGGGGUGGCGGGUGUAGGAGGGGGUGUGUUCCCCCCUCAGCUGUCCCCCCAGCACAUCGCCAUGUUGAGCGGCAUCUACCCCCCCCAUAUUCAGUUCCAGCUGGCCUGCCAGCUCCUCCUCCAGCAGCAGCAGAACCCCCAGCAGCUCACCUCACCACAGCAGCUACAACAGCUGCUACAGAACCAGAGAAAGUUCCCCCAGAACCUACGCCAGCAGGCCGACCCCCAACAGCUGGCUAGGAUCGUGGCUGUUCUCCAGCAGCAGAGGCAGCAGCAGGGUGUCGGAGGGGGCUCCAAACUAUCACCCUCUGACCUGGGAGGAGGAGGCCCCAAACUGCCUAUGACUGACUCCCUGCCCCAUCCAGGCAUGGGUGGCUCUGUGGACCUGCACCAGAAAACACAGGGCUACUCUGGCUAUGGUGGAGGAGUGAACCUGUCUGGUCUGGACAUGGGGGGCUCGGUGAUGGGAGGCCCAGGGGGGAUGAAGGACAUGGGGGGGCAGCAGUCCCGCUUCAAAUGGAUGAUGGAGGGUCACUCUCCUGCCCCCUCCCCUCCUGAGAGCCUCAACAAAAACGGUCCUAUGUCCACCCCUAUGAGAAGGGGGGGCUCUCCAUACUCCCAGUAUGACAUGAUGGGAGGGGAGGGGCUAGGCAUGCCCCUCCAGAGGGACAACUGGCACCGUACUCCUGGGAACAAGAUGGGCUCCAAGCCCCAGGGCACGUCCAGCUGGCCUCCUGAGUUCCAGCCCGGCGUGCCCUGGAAGGGGAUCCAGAGCAUCGACCCAGAGUCUGACCCCUACAUGACCCCAGGGAGUAUGAUGGGAAUCCCUGGGCCGUCCAGCCUCAAUGACACCGAGCACCAGUUGCUAAGAGACAACACAGAAGCCAACCCCUCCCUGAACACCUUGCUGCCUUCACCUGGUGCCUGGCCCUACAGUGCCUCAGACAGCCCCCUCAACAACGCACACAACUCAGCAAAGUACACGGAGUACAAGACCAGCUGGCCCCCUGAGCCCAUUGGACACAACAAGAUGUGGAAGACCAAUCGCAACCAACAGUCCCAGCAGCUGCCACGCCCACCCCCGGGACUCACCAAUCAGAAGCAGGCCUCGCCGUCCCGUGGCCCGUGGCAGGCCCGUGGCUGGGGCAGCUCGAGCGGGAGCCAGGAAACCAGAUAUGGCCCUGGCUCUGCUUGGAGUGAUGGGGGGACCUCCAGAGGAAGCUGCUGGCUGGUGCUCUGCAAUCUCACUCCACAGAUCGACGGCUCCACCCUCCGUACCAUCUGUAUGCAGCAUGGCCCCCUGCUGACCUUUCACCUUGGCCUGACCCAGGGCAGCGCUCUGAUUCGCUACAGCACCCCACAGGAAGCUGCGAAGGCCCAGAGUGCACUACACAUGUGUGUCCUGGGCAAUACCACCAUCUUGGCCAAGUUUGUGAGCGAGGAAGAGGUUGCUCGCUAUUUUGCACAUUCCCAGGCGGGAGGGGCCAGCGGAAGCCAGGGGGGGCCCACAGGGACCGGUGCAGUGGGGGCCAAUAGCAGUGGAGAGAGGGAACGAGACAGAACCAGAGGAGGAGGAGAGAGCUCUGCCCCUGGAGGAGGCGGCAGCUCAGGGCCCGUCAGCUCUGGCUGGCAGAGUUUGGACAGUACAGGAGGCUGCCUGGAUACUACCCCUGCCCAGGGGCCCGGCCUGAGCAUGUUUGCCCAGUGGAGCAGCAACGGUGCUGGGGUGGCUGGGGGUGUGGAGCUCAGCAGACAGGGUUUGUGGGGAGGGAUGGGGGGUGGUGGGUACCCCAGCAGUAGUAUGUGGGGGUCCCCUGCCAUAGAGGAUCCACACCAGAUGGGGAGUCCUGCUGCUCUGCUGCCUGGAGACCUGCUAGGAGGAGGGGCUGAUUCCAUCUGAAUGACCACACCUAAUACAUGAACCUACACGUGAAGACAGUAUAAAUGUAUUUAUACUGUGUGUGUGUGUGUGUGUGUGUGUGUGUGUGUGUGUGUGUGUACACACCGAAUAAACAUACAUUUACACAUGUUCUCACACACAUAUACAUACUUAAACACACACAGAUGAAAUGACACUAGUCACAAACAUGCAGAUCCUCUGACUCUCACACAUUGUGUCAUUAAUAGACCGUGACAUGCCAACACUACUCAACAUACAUACAUAUUUUUCCCUUAAAUGAAGACUUCAACAGCAAGACUAGAACAGACCAAGGUGGAAUCCGUUACUCACUCAUCUGGAUGACGACUCUUCACCCAUUAACCAGAACUCACUGAGUAUCCUGAGAUCCUAUCAUUCAGGCCCUGUAGAGAAACCAACAACAUGACAACACAUGGAGCUGUUCCUAUGUGAUUGUGUAACACCUUAUUACAACACCCCUCUACUAUACAAACCUACAGGAUGACUUGUUUUCACAGCACCGGGCCUACAGUCCCUACCUACCUGGCCCAACCCUUUCUGACUCUCUUUCUCACCAGUUACACACUGCUAUGUCACUGCUAUGAUGUCUAAUGUAUCUUGUUGUAUGUUGGUUAAAUUGUGGAAAAAUCCAAGAUGUCCUUUCUCUCUUUUUAGUUUUUACUUCAAAAUGCUGACCUCGUUAUGUUUUCUUACUCAAUCAAGUUGGUUCUUAUAAUGCCAUGCUGAGGAUGACUGAUCACUUGUUACUAGCUGUACAAGGUGCCCUCCUGCCUGCCUGUGGAACUGUGCAUGAGAGGAGUGACGGGAUGAUGGGAGGAGCAUGUGGGUGCGUUUCACAGCUAAGAUGAGGUGACGCAACAACCAAUGUUUGCCUGCCACGUCAUCGACUGACAAAUUCUUAUAACAUGAAGUGGUUAGCUGAUACUAUGCCUGGAUAGGUAUUUUGAGUAAGAACUGUCAGGCAUCAGCAACGUCUAAGCAUAGGAAUGCGCCCUGUGUGUGUGUCGUUGCCGUGGUGAAUUCCUUUUGGCGAUGAGAACAUGAUUAACAAGUGCGUGAUUGUGUGCUGGUGAUGUGUGAUAGGAAAAGUGUGUGUGUCUGAAAUGCUUUUCCCUUUCAGGGAGACAAAUGUGUGUGUGACUGCUUACAUCAGGUGUGUGUGUGUGUGGCUCGAAGUUCAACAACAUAGGCACUAAUGCAUAUUUCUCUUAAGUUGUGGUUUUAGCAGCAUUUUUUGGGGGGGGUCUGAAUUGCAAUAAGCUUUUUUCUUUAAAAAAAAAAGAAGCAACCAACUGAAGGCAUCCAUGUUAAGAUGCCAAAACCUACCAAACCAAGCAGAGCUGGAGCAGUGUUUUGCAAACACGUUAAAGUUACUAAUUGUAAAAUGUUUUGUGUAUCAAUUUAAAUUAAGGUGGGCUUUAUCACUCCUGUUCAGGUUAUUUUAGUUUCUUUUGGGAUUUUUACAAAGGAGGACAUUUUAAUUUAAGCAAACAAGAACAAGACAAUAAAAGGUUGUAUUAAA
Messenger RNA from Oncorhynchus gorbuscha (pink salmon), 7231 nucleotides. Its product is annotated as trinucleotide repeat-containing gene 6B protein-like. The transcript is spliced from 25 exons. Gene Ontology annotation, molecular function: nucleic acid binding. Gene Ontology annotation, cellular component: P-body; nucleoplasm. Gene Ontology annotation, biological process: miRNA-mediated post-transcriptional gene silencing; positive regulation of nuclear-transcribed mRNA poly(A) tail shortening. NCBI's taxonomy places the organism in Eukaryota, Metazoa, Chordata, Actinopteri, Salmoniformes, Salmonidae. The record is from RefSeq and is a predicted model, not a curated record.